Molecule: messenger RNA, 611 nt
Organism: Aspergillus candidus
Lineage: Eukaryota; Fungi; Ascomycota; Eurotiomycetes; Eurotiales; Aspergillaceae
Exons: 1
Coding region: 289-465 (58 amino acids)
Source: RefSeq, a predicted model, not a curated record
GGUCAACGCAGCGUCCAGGUGGCACCCCUCCCUACCCACCAUCAUCCAUCACCAACCAGUAGCAUCUCUCACACCGGGUUGGACACUAACUUACCUGCUAACUACUAACUUCCAAGUCUAGCUAGGUAGCUAGCUACCUAGUACUUAGCUGCCGGGCCAAUCUGCCCGACCCCGAUUGCAGCGUGUCUUGAAAAUCCCGGUUUUUUCGACCCUCGACCAGUCAAGUGGAGCCUGAGCGAGACCGAGUGGUUCUUUCUUUCUUUCUUACUUUCUUGAUGACGGGGAGCGAUGUGCAAAUGUCGCCGAUUCGGGGAGGGGCCUGUCGGUCUUUUGUGGUUGGCUUUGGUGGAUGGUGGUGGGUUUGGUUGUCGUGUCUCACGAAUUCUGAUUCGAAUCCACCUGUUUUUAUUUUAUUUUUUUUUUCUCUUCCGUCUCUCCAUCUGUUUACCCCCUCUGGUAUAUUAGGUUGUGUCCUUGGUUGGUUCUCAUACGGUUCGUACCUAGGUACCAGGUACCUAAGGUACCCCGUAGGUACCUAUCACCUAGAUACUGAUUCAGUCGUUGGGCGCUACGAUCGACGUUGCUUUGACUCCUGCAUGCUUUGUAUGCCU